ACAGAUCUCAAAGAAAAACCGCUCUAAAAAUGGGGAUCCGUGUUUGGAUGGACGUACUAAGAAACCGAAUGUAGAGGCCGACUUAAAGAAUCCAAUGCAGAAAAGUUAUUCUACCACUACAGUGGAAAAGGAACAAGGUGCUAAAAAAGGCAGUACCGAUUUAAAGGAUACUCAUAGUAAUGUCAAAUCGGACAAAAAGAAUCCCUUGUCGCAAUUUUAUUACAACGGCGUAGAAUCUGCAUUUGGUUCGCACUGUCCACCUAAGAAUUGUAAACAACGCUUACGUACUUCGAUCGUGGAGGGUAUUACGAAGGGGAAGAAGAUCGACGAAAAGGAAGAUCGCAAUCGCAGCGCAAAGUAUCGCGAGCCUGCUGCGAAAAAGUUUUUGUGGAGUGGAAAUUUUCAUCCCUUAAGAAAUCUUGGCGCUAGAACGUCGCUGACUGUAGAACCCGAUAAGAUCACCAUAACCCCGUCGAAAUAUUCGCCAUGCGCUAGUAGGCUCGCAGCCAGUUCGAAAAUAUUGUCAAACGAUUUAGGUGCGAAUUCCGACAGUCCCUUGCACGUUGCAAGAUCAAGAAGCCCGUCAAGGGUCGACGUACAAACAACGGAUAAUAAUACGUCGAAGAACGUUGAAAGAACGUCGAUGCAGGCCAGUUUGUCAUUGAACAUACAACAAUUUAUAAAGACUCGAUGUGCACCACGUAGUAAAAGUGUGGACGACAGCUGUGUAACCUCACUGACUAGCGAAGCUACGACGCUUAGCUAUUCACCCACUAGCACGGAGGUAUUGUCUUUAGGAGAGGUCGGUCAGCAAACGUCGUCAGCCGAAGGCUCUGCUAGUUAUUCAGAAGUGAAAGAGAAACUGGUCACAGAGUGCUCUGAUAAAGUUCAAAGAGCGUCAUUAGAGACUAAGUGUUAAUAACUCCAUACAUUUCGCCCAUUGCUGUUCCGCCAAUCUCUUCCAUGCGUUUUAAAAGGAGAGAAGACGCAAAUUUUUAUUAUUCGUUACGACGUCUAGGCUAUAUUUAACGUCAGUGAUAUACCGUCACACGCGACAGCAUACUCACACGUUUAUGAAGUUUACACUCCAUUUCCACGAAUGUGAAAAGAUAUGUGCGUAUAUGCGCGCGCGCGCGCGCAUGCAUCUCUAUCGUAUCACGUAUUCUACCUAUAAAACUCGUGCAUGUCCUCUGUGCAUGCAUGCGCGAUGUGUAAACGGAAUUUCCAUGCGACACAACUGCGAAACACACAUUGAUGUUACAAAUAUUCCAAGUAUUAUUAUUUCUAUUGUUUUUUUUCUUAUCUAAUUCUUUUUAUGAUCAAUUCCGUAGAUUCAUCAUUCUGCAUGUAUAGAUAGAAAUGUUUCCUUUUUCCUUCUUUUUUUUUUUCUUUUGUAUUUCUUUUUGUUAGAUUAGCGGAAGAAUUUCUACCGUGAUUGUGCAAUAUAUACAUUUCUCUUAUACUUUCGAAUUUGUUAUUAGAAAGAAAGAUAAAAAGGAACAAAAUUUAUCGUACCUGUGUCUACAGUGAUUGCGUUUAUUACGUGAUACAAUAAUAAUGCGGUGGUAUUCCUUCCGUUUCAUCGGAUUAUUCUUUAGAUCUUUUUUCUCCCCAUCGUUUCUUCGUUACUAUUUUUUUUCUUUCUUUUUUUUUUUUUUUUUUAACGCAGUAACGUCUAUGAACAUAUACGAUACACGAGUAUGCGACAUUAUUGCGUGGAUCUAGCUGAUUGAUCAAAAUGUCUGCCAGGAGGUAUGGUUCGUGAUACUGUUGUCAUUGUAUAAUGAUUAUAUGAUAUAUUUAUAUAUAUAUACAUAUUUAUACAUAUAAUGAUUAUGUAAUGAUAAUGCGAUAGCAUGUGAAGCAAGAAUCAUACUAUAUUAAUUUAAACAUCGUACGAAUAAAAUGAUACUCUUUUAUAAAGAAACACAAGGUUAGAAAUAACAUAAAAGAUAUUUAAUGAAAAAGAAAAUUCGAAAAAAAAAUAUGGAAAGAGGUCAUCUCUGUGAGAUGUUGAAAUAUCGCUUAUCAAUACAUAAAAAAUACGUUUUGUCUGUAUCGAUUGACAAGUUGAGGUUCUUAGAAAUCGCUAAAUAGUUUUUCUCUCGAUGAUCAUUCUUUUGCAUAAUUAUUAUUAUUAUUUUUUUUUUUGUUUGUUUCUUUUUGAUCGUGUAUACAAAAGAGCGAUGAAAAGAAGCAGUGUGAUUUUAAAGAGAGAGUUACGCUUUCGUGAUAAAGUUUACAAAGAAAUCUGUGGUAGUAAGGGCUGAGAUAUAUCUUCCAAGAUAGUAAAGAUUCUCUUUUAUAGGAUAAGAUGGAAUAGAAAAUAACGUUUGACGUGUUGCGAGGUCAUGUACGCGAUUUCUAACGGUCAGUGUUUUGCGUGUACCGUUGUAACGAACGCGUCGAUCGUGACGUGAAAGAACGUAAGCAACAAUAAUAAAGAACGGAAAUAGCUAGGGACAAUAUAACUGCCAAAUUUGACUAUGAAUUAGUUAACUUCUAAAGAGGCGAACCGUGUGUGAAGGAUCUUGUCUAUAGGUAUGUUUCUUGUUAGUAUUUUUAUAUCUCGAUAAUGUAUAUAGAGUGCAAUUAGACAUCUUCUUUAUUAGUGGUACGCAUUAACUACAACACACACUCACGGCGAUAGUUGCGAAGAUAUUGAGUGGAGCCUAUGGAAUAAAGGAUUAAAAUAAAAAAUAAAAAAAAUAAAAAAGGAGGUGAUCGAAAAAAAAGAAAGAAAAAAACGGAAGUUGGACGUUCGAGAAUGUUCGUUAGCAGCACACACACACACACACAUACACGUACAUACACGGGCGUAAUUCCAUUUUAAUGAUUAGACUUACUAAACUCUUGAACGACCUCACUAAUUUUAUAUAUAUACAUAUAUAAUAUAGAGAGAGAUUAUAUAUAUAUAUGUAUAUGUAAUGUAUAUUUAUCUAUAUAUAUAUAUAUAUGUAGACAAAUAUAUGUACAUAUAUAUAUUAAGAUUAAGGAGAAUAUAACGUUGAUAAGUGGCUACAGUCGCCUUGCAUCGCAUAAAAAACUUAAUUUAAAUACCUACAUCGUUGAACUUUUCAUUAUCGAUCGUACCAUAAAUAUCUCUUAUGAUUCGUAUUGAUAAGAAGAAAUUCGAAUAAAAAAAAGAAAGAAAACAAAAACGGUUUGUUUCGAGCGGCCGUCAUUCUCAACCUUCCAUUGUGGUAAUAUAUCGAAAGUACUUGCCGUUUGUUGAAUAUGGAGAUCGGAUGGUAAAGAAGGUCGCUACCAUUUUGAUCAGCGGUAUUAUAAUUCCACUCUAGUGUAUUAUUCUGUUUUACUUUUGGAAAAUUUUUUUAUUACUUUCUUGAUUGUAUACUUUAUGAAUUUUAUAGUUUUUAUUAUAUGAAAAUAAAUGAAAAAUGAAAAGAGAAAGAGAAAAGAAGAAAAACUAUCCACGUAAGAUUUAUAAAAUCACAAAUCUUUUAUUAUUCGUCGAUUCCAGUUUUAUGGAGUUUCAAUGAAUAUUUCUUUCUAUUCGCGUGAAUCGUAGACUUUCUUUUUUACAUUCAAUAAACUGUAAAUGACGUUCUUCCAACUCUGUACUCUCGGACAAUAGAGAUUCAUCGAAACACACACACAUAUAAACAAACAAACACACGUGUAUACUUAUAUCGAUUUCGAUUGUUAAAAAUUUAUCCAUUUGCAACGAUCUGUUCGUACGUACAACGGUGAGCGACCAGAGUGUAAAGGAAAUUGUUAAAGGUUAUCCACGCGAUUCACAAUCAUCGUUUAUCAAUGCGUACACAUUCAUUCCAUUGGCUCCCCUUGUAAGAUUAUACCGAUCUAAUAAGUAUUUCAUAAAUCGUGAAGAAAAGACAUUUACAUUGUUUCGUGUUCGAUAAGAAAGGAAAAAAGCAAAAAAAAAAAAGAAAAAGCAAAACAUACACAAGGAAUUUUGUACGGCGCACGACAAUUUAAACGUAUAUGUUCGCAUCCUUUCCUUUUAUUUUUUUUUCUUUCUUUCUCUUUUUUUUCUCUUUCUCUCUCUCUCUCCCUCACUUUAACCUUCCCCUCUCUGUCUUUCUCUCUCUGUCUCUCUUAUUCUUUGCUUUGUUCUCAAUCCCCUUUUUUACUCUCUCUCUCUCUUUCUCUCUCUCUCUCUCCCCCCCUCCCUCUCUGUUCGUCUAUCGCGUGUAGUGUAGUAGUAUGAUCGACCGGUUUUCGAGAAGCACUUUUCGUCUUUCAUCUUCGCAUCCAGCGAGAAAAAUGAUGCUCCGUUUGUGCUGCGUAUACGUCGCGAGUGUAACGACUAUCACGAUGGCACAACAUCGGUAUUUCUAAUAUUGUACAUAAUAGCGUAUAAGCGAUGUAUUAGGAGUAACGUUAUCUUACUUUGUUUUUCUUUUUUUUUCUUCGGUCGUGUUCAAUCGUGUAUUCAUAGGGGUAACAUGUGAGAGAAGGAGAGCUCGAUUUUUUUUUCUAGAUAUAGAGCGCUUCCAUCGGUCGAGAAUGAGUAUAAACGUAAGUUCGUGACUAUCGCAGCUUUUUCUUCGAGAACGGGAAAAGAGUAAGGAUAAGAGAGAAGUAAAGAGAGAGAAAAAUGAAGGAUGAGAUCAACCAUCUCGUACGAAUAUGCCGAAGAUUUAUUGCUAAUUUAAUGCGGAAAAAUAGUUACAAGGGAUUAUUUCUUACGAUAAUAACGUAGAGAAAGAAAAAGUAGAUUAAACGAUAAGAGACAGAGAGAGGGAGAGAGAGAGAGAGAGAGAGAGAAGAGGGAGGGGGAAGGAGAGAGGGAGAGAUAUAUAAAGAAAAGUUUGAAUAGAAUUAGAAGGGAAGGUAGGAAGAAAUAAGAGAAUGAAACAUGUAGGAAUAGAAAGAAAGAAAAAAAAAAGAAAAUACUUCUAGAUAACUCUGCGAGGGUUAUUUUAGAAUUUUAUACUUCCAUCACACUCGACUCGAGCGUACUGUAUAUGAGUACAUUGCGAAGUACUUUAUUAAUCUUGUGAAAUGUUAACACGAUGUAUAAUUAAAAUGUAAAUUACAUGUUUAAGCACAGAUAUCACAA
Messenger RNA from Vespula vulgaris, 5047 nucleotides. RefSeq lists its product as uncharacterized. The coding region runs from base 95 to 919 and encodes 274 amino acids. Lineage: Eukaryota; Metazoa; Arthropoda; Insecta; Hymenoptera; Vespidae. The transcript has 2 exons. The record is from RefSeq and is a predicted model, not a curated record.